AACUGUCACCGAAUUUGACAGCUGUAAACGUCAAACGUGCAUUUUUAUUACUAUAAAACGUAUAUUUAUAAUAAUUCUAAUAAUUAUUAUGAAUGAAACAAGUGAGAAAAUUAAUAGUACACCUCUAACACGUAGAGUUAAUAAAUUAUUAGACUUACGUCCUGAAAAUGAUAAGGGAACGCUUGAAGCUCUAAAAGAACUUUCGACAUUUUUUACUGAAAAUACAUUAAAUGGAAGACGUAAUCUUCGAAGUAAAAUCGAACGAAGAAGUCUCACAAUUAAUGAAGACUUUUUAUCAGCAUUUAAAGAAGUUAAAAACACAUUGGACGAUAUGUAUCAUAAUGUUUCAGCAAUGAAUAAUUCUGUUCAAAGUAUGAGCAAUCGUUUACAAACAACAAAAUCUCGUACAUUACAACUUAUUGAUCAGACAUCAAAACUACAAAACGAAAGUAAAAAACUGUCAAUACAACAAGAGGUUGCGAAUGCAUUUAUAAAAUCAUUUGAAUUGAAUUCGUCAGAAAUGUCAAUAUUGCAUGGACCAUCUAGAGAAUCGCCGAUAACGGAAGAAUUUUUUACAGUUGUCAAUCGAGUACAGGAAAUACACAGUAGUUGUCGAAUAUUAAUGCAAUCGGGAUAUCAAACAUUGGCACUUGAUAUAAUGCAAAGAAUGACACUUUUACAAGAGGCAGCACUCGAAAGAUUAUAUAGAUGGACACAAAAUCAAUGUAGACAUAUUGAAAAUGAACAUUUAGCUCCAUUAUUAAUAAAAGCAAUGGGCAAAUUACAAGAAAGACCCGUUCUUUUUAAAUAUAUUUUAGAUGAAUAUUGCACGGCUAAAAGAUCUGUAUUGGCGGGAUCUUUUAUUGAUGCAUUAACAUUGGGAAAAAAUAUAACUGGCGCUCCAAAUCCAAUAGAAAUGCAUGCACACGAUCCAAAACGUUAUGUGGGCGAUAUUCUCGCGUGGUUCCAUCAGGCGAUACCAAUUGAAAAAGAAAAUUUACUAAAUCUUGUAAAAGCUUGCGACAAGACAGUUGUAUUGGAUCAGGUAAAUCAAUCAUUGGGCAAUAUUACAGAAGGUUUAUGUCAUCCUUUAAAAUCAAGAAUUGAACAUAUUGUAUCGGUCGAUGCACCGGCAACUGUUUUAUAUUCAGUGAUGACGCUAAUUAGAUUUUAUAAAACAAUAUUAAAGCCAGUUAUUUUUGACAGUGUUCUUGAUACAACUUUAGGUGAAUUAAUGGAAUUAAGUGAAAAGAGUUUUGUUAGUCGACUCCAAAGAGAAACACGCGUUGCUUUAGGUGAACGUGCCGAACCACCGGGCACUGAUUUAAUUCCUGCUCCUUCUGUUUCAAGAUUAUUGGCACUUUUAAAUGAAGUUCUUUCAGUUGCCAGUAUUGCCGAAGACAGAGAAAAGGAUAUGUUACAAAUUGUAUCGUGUAUUAUUGAUCCUCUUUUGCAAGAAGUGAAUGAAACUGCUUCAAGAUUACCGACAGUUGACAUGGCUGUUUAUCUUCUUAAUUGUAUGCAUCAAAUUCAAUCUACUCUUGCUUUAUACGAAUACAUGGAUCAAAGAUUGGAAAGACUGCAGGCUCAGUCCGAUGCACAAAUUGAUACUUUAACAUCUGAACAAGCCAGUUCAUUGGUGGCAAAUUUAAAUCUUGGACCAAUAUACACAAUUUUACAAGGCUAUCAACAAGGGCCUUUGUCAUCGAUUCCAGGAAUGGAUCCAUUGAGUGUCAAAGAAUUUACGAAUAAAUUGGAAGCAUUUAUUGUGAUGCCAGACGUUCUAUUAUUGCCACAAAUUAGUUUAUUGCAAAGUACAACGCAUCGAACUGUAGCUCAAAAACGUUCAUUUGAAGUUAUUAGUGCAAUUUAUAAACAAUUAUACGAAGCCUGUCAUGAUCCUAAAAAUCUUUAUCAAAAUUCUGAUAGUCUAUUCUCGAGAACACCGGAAGAAUUACUUAAAACAUUGAUCUCUAAUUGAGAUAUUUAUAUUUUAUUUAAAUUUAAUAUAUUACUGAAAAAAUGAGAAUAUAGUAAAUAAAAAAAGAAAA
This is a messenger RNA of Leptopilina boulardi, 2051 nucleotides long. It is a transcript of the gene Cog6, whose product is annotated as conserved oligomeric Golgi complex subunit 6. Gene Ontology annotation, cellular component: COG complex. The record is from RefSeq and is a predicted model, not a curated record. Lineage: Eukaryota; Metazoa; Arthropoda; Insecta; Hymenoptera; Figitidae. The coding region runs from base 89 to 1981 and encodes 630 amino acids. The transcript is spliced from 9 exons. Gene Ontology annotation, biological process: intra-Golgi vesicle-mediated transport.